This is a messenger RNA of Neohortaea acidophila, 862 nucleotides long. RefSeq lists its product as uncharacterized. The record is from RefSeq and is a predicted model, not a curated record. The transcript has 2 exons. Bases 42 to 713 code for a protein of 223 amino acids. Lineage: Eukaryota; Fungi; Ascomycota; Dothideomycetes; Mycosphaerellales; Teratosphaeriaceae.
CUUUGCAUUGCCUCCUCGUUAUUCGUGAUCGGCAUUACAUAAUGCCCGCCAGCACCAGAAGCUCCAAGAAGCAGGUCAGCCUCGAGGACGUCGGGGCAGGUCGCACCGAAAACGCCAACCCUUCUUCAAACAAAGCCUCUUCGAACAAACGUAAAGCAAGCGAAGACAACGCAAGCGACUCAGUCACCAUCAACCGAGCGCCCGUGCUCGAGCUCUGGGCAAGCUGCGUCACUCAAUUCCUCUACCCAUCUCUUUCGUGGUCUACAUGUCUCAGCGCGGGAGGAGCAAUCUCCACCAUCACAGCCAUUGCAAAGGGCCGGUCAAUAGGCAAGAUCGAUAAACCCGACCCGGAAGAAGCGGAAAAGAGAAAGCAAGCACGACAAGACAAAGCAGAGAAAGAGGAGCUAGACGAGAUCGAGCCCAUGUCUUUCAAGCUCAGCCUGGACAACGAAGGUCAUGCCAUGGUGGGCGGCAAGCCGAAGAAGCCCAACGAAGAGACGUUAGCAAAGAAGUAUGGCGAGCAGUAUGACUCUGUAAAAGAGACGUUCAAAGACGCACUGAAAGCUUGGAAGAGCCGAGAAGACGACCUCAAUUCCCAGGCGUUUGGAAUGUAUGAACAAUUUCGCCCAACAGUCCCACCUGGCCAGUCUGGAUGGGGUCGCAAAGGACAGCUUAACUUGGAGGCUGUCAAGAGCGCCGUGUCUGGUGAUUGAUCAACUUCUGAAUCUGGAGAUGAGUCUGUUUGCCUGAGUUUGUUUGGCAAUCACAAGGCAUGGCAAUCCGCGCAGUUUCGGAGACGACCCAAACAUAUUUCGGUUGUUCCCAUUCUUUCACGGAUGAUUGUGCUGGCUUUGCCACGAUC